Plenodomus lingam JN3 is the source of this 1560-nucleotide messenger RNA. RefSeq lists its product as uncharacterized. Lineage: Eukaryota; Fungi; Ascomycota; Dothideomycetes; Pleosporales; Leptosphaeriaceae. Gene Ontology annotation, cellular component: plasma membrane. The record is from RefSeq and is a predicted model, not a curated record. Gene Ontology annotation, biological process: ammonium transmembrane transport. Gene Ontology annotation, molecular function: ammonium channel activity.
AUGUCGCAUUCUUGGGUAGGCCCUCCGGCCCAAUUCAAUGGUACAGAUGAUAUAACUGGCGGUGACUCUGUCACCGAGAACUUGAACCAAUGGUUUAAUCCUGGUGACCAGGCCUUCAUCAUUGUAGCCUCGGCCAUGGUGCUGGUCAUGAUUCCAGGCCUGGCCUUUCUCUACUCGGGUCUCGCCCGCAGAAAGUCGGCUCUCUCCUUGAUCUGGGCUUGCAUGUUCUCUGCCUCGGUCAUCACCUUUCAAUGGUACUUUUGGGGCUACUCACUCGCCUUCGGCCCAUCGACGAAUGGCUUCAUUGGCAAUCUCGACAAGUUUGGUCUCAAGGGCGUUCUCGCGCAUCCCAGUCCAGGAAGCCCUCUGAUUCCCGAGCUCCUAUAUGCCUUCUACCAGAUGCAAUUCUGUGCCGUCACGGCGGCCAUCAUCGUCGGUUGCGUUGCUGAGCGCGGUCGCUUGAUUCCCAUGAUGGUCUUCAUCUGGCUUUGGGCCACCAUCGUAUACUGCCCCGUCGCAUACUGGGCAUGGAACGCGAACGGGUGGUUCUUUGUGUGGGGCGGUCUGGAUUACGCCGGUGGGGGUCCCGUCGAGAUUGUCUCUGGAUGCACCGCCCUGGCCUACUCGAUGGUUCUCGGACGUCGUCAGGAAAAGAUGAUGCUCAACUUCCGUCCUCACAACGUUUCUUUGAUCACGCUUGGAACCGUCUUCCUGUGGUUCGGAUGGCUGGGCUUCAACGGUGGAUCCGCUUUUGGUGCUAACCUUCGCGCCGUCAUGGCCUGCUGGAACUCCAACCUCACAGCCAUGUUCGCUGCCAUGACCUGGGUUCUUCUCGAUUGGCGCCUGGCGCGCAAGUGGUCCAUGGUUGGCUGGUGUUCUGGUGUCAUCUCUGGACUCGUGGCUGCCACACCCGCUUCCGGCUUCCUCCCCCCGUGGGCUAGCGUCAUUCUUGGCAUCACCACGGGUGUAAUUGCCAAUUUUGCUACCAAGAUCAAGUUCUGGAUCAGGAUUGACGACUCCCUCGAUGUGUUCGCUGAGCACGGCGUCGCAGGAAUGUGGGGUCUCUUCUUCAAUGGCAUCUUCGGCGCCGACUACAUCAUUGGCCUAGACGGCGUCAACAACGGUCUACCAGCCGGUGCCAUUACUGGCGAAGCCGCAGCCAUCUACAAGCAAAUCGCCUACAUUGUCGCCGUGACCGCCUACUCCUUCACCGUCAGUGCUAUUCUCGCCUACGCCAUCGACAAGAUCCCUGGCCUCAAACUCCGCGCCUCGGAAGAGGCAGAACUCCUCGGUAUGGACGACGACCAGCUCGGCGAAUUCGCAUACGAUUAUGUAGAGGUGCGUCGCGAUUACCUUGCCUGGACCCCGGCAAAGGGCGAGCCCAUUGAUGGCGAACACUCUGUUCCUCAAGGUGACCGCCACGGUAUCCCGCAACAUAGCCAGAUGCUCGAGGGCAAGGCGCCAAGCGAAAAUGGCUCUGGAAACGAGCACACUGGUAUUGGUGGAGAUCGCCAUGCAGUCGCCAUGGGUGGUGAGCAUGAGAAGCAAUCACCUGUGUAA